ACAGAUGGACACCGGGAAGGGGUUGCUCUUCCUGCAUCUCUGCGUGAUGCUCCAGCUGGCCCAAGGCGGGACCCCAGCCCUGCGCUUCGUGGCUCUGGGAGACUGGGGAGGGGUCCCCAAUGCCCCUUUCCACACGGCCAGAGAGAUGGCUAAUGCCAAGGAGAUCGCCCGGACAGUGAAAACUCUGGGUGCCGACUUCAUCCUGGCCUUGGGGGACAAUUUCUACUUCACAGGCGUUCACGAUGUCAAUGACAAGAGGUUCCAGGAGACCUUCGAGGAUGUAUUUUCGGACCCCGCCCUCCAGAAUGUGCCCUGGUACGUGCUGGCAGGAAACCACGACCACUUGGGCAAUGUCUCGGCCCAGAUCGCCUACACCAGGAUUUCCAAGCGCUGGCACUUCCCCAGCCUCUAUUACCGCCUUCGGGCCCGGGUCCCCCAGACCAACGUGACCGUGGCCAUCUUCAUGCUGGACACGGUGACCCUGUGCGGAAAUUCGGACGACUUCCUGGGCCAGCAGCCACAGCGACCCCGAGACCCCAAGCUGGCCCGCACGCAGCUGACGUGGCUGAAGCAGCAGCUGGCCGCGGCCCGCGAGGACUAUGUGCUGGUGGCCGGCCACUACCCCGUGUGGUCCAUCGCCGAGCACGGGCCCACCCACUGCCUGGUGAAGCAGCUGCUGCCGCUGCUGGCCAAGUACAAGGUCACCGCUUACCUGUGUGGCCACGACCACAACCUGCAGUUCUUGCAAGAUGAUGACGACAUAGGCUACAUUCUGAGCGGCGCUGGCAACUUCAUGGACCCCUCCAAGAAGCACCGGAGGAAGGUUCCAGAAGGUUUCCUACGCUUCCACUACGGUGAAGAGAACUCACUGGGUGGCUUCGUGCAUGUGGAAAUCAAUGCCAAGGAAAUGACCGUCACCUACAUCGAGGCGGCCGGCAAGUCCCUCUUCAAGACCCGGCUGCCCAGGCCAUCAAAGCGCAAGCGUUUCUAGGAAGAAGAGGCCCCCGGAUGCAGGACCUCCAUGCGGGAGAUUUGGGGGACCCCGGC
Molecule: messenger RNA, 1047 nt
Organism: Suncus etruscus (white-toothed pygmy shrew)
Lineage: Eukaryota; Metazoa; Chordata; Mammalia; Eulipotyphla; Soricidae
Gene: ACP5
Product: acid phosphatase 5, tartrate resistant
Exons: 4
Coding region: 5-991 (328 amino acids)
Biological process (GO): bone resorption
Molecular function (GO): ferrous iron binding; ferric iron binding; acid phosphatase activity
Source: RefSeq, a predicted model, not a curated record